Molecule: messenger RNA, 1415 nt
Organism: Effrenium voratum
Lineage: Eukaryota; Dinophyceae; Suessiales; Symbiodiniaceae
Source: the annotation of a GenBank genome assembly
UUUGGCUCGAGCCGUGACUACCGGAGCGUUCGGCCGUUGCCGUGCGCAUGACUUGCGGAGAAUGGCAGAGCCACCCUUCAAGCCCCACGACCGCUCAGUGUCCCGUGGCACCAAUCUGUCGCAGCCCAUCACGCCAGUAGUGCCAGACAUAGAGCUAAGCACUGUGCACGAGAGGCAGGCGCGGCAGGAUUUGGAGGCCGCACUGCUGGAUCUGGCGGCGAGUCACGUCAGUGAGGUCCAACACCUGCAAUGGAAGCUUGAGGCCUCGAUCCAAGCGUUGGAGGCUCGCCACUUUGCCCCGCCCAAAUCAUCGGGAACGCAGGCGCCUGUGUUGGCAGCCGAUUGGUCAGAACUCCGCCUUAGCCCAGGCCCGCGCGACAACGAGCAGAACGAUGAGGGGAGCAACGAGGAGGCCGAGGCCAAGGACGUGACGGACGGGGCCAAGGUCGAGGAGUCGCCGACGGACCGGACAGCGGAAGCGCUCGAACGUCAGCAGAAGAAGGCAAGAAUGCGUAUGAGCUCAGCCAUCUCGCGAGUAUUGAAGGGACCGAGCCACAUCCCUCUGGCAAAGCACCACCGCAUGUCCAAGGCGCCAGAGACACUUAGGCUGCGAAGGAAGAUGUUGAACCAGAAGCCCUUCGCAGCGGAUCGCUAUGGUGACGUGGAUCCUGAGGAGCUAGACAAGCUUCUACCAUGGUACGAGAGGUACAGUUUGCUUUGGCUGGUCACCCACCCCUUCUUCGACGCGGUGACUGCGCUGGUGAUCCUGGUCAAUGCUGCAACCAUCGGCGCCGAGACGCAGUAUGGCGCCAUGGACGUGCAGAUGCCACCGGGUCUGGACAUUGUCAGCCAGGUGUGCUCCGUCUAUUUCCUCUUCGAGCUGGCCGUGCGCAUCGGGGCUCACAAGAUGAGCUGGAUCUCUGAUCCCGAUAUGCGGCUGUGGAACAUGUUCGACUUCCUGCUUGUUGCUAUGUCUCUGAUGGACUACAUCCUUGUCCGAGCGAUGGAUGCAAGUGCUGGCUUCACGGAGGUGAAGAUGAUCAAGACGCUACGCAUCAUUCGGAUCUUCCGGGUCUUCCGCUUCUUCCGGCAGCUCACGCAGCUGGCGCUGAUGAUCACGGACUCUAUCAAGUCACUGAUUUGGGCGCUUGUCCUCCUGGCCAUCAUCAUCUAUGCUUUUGCGAUUUUCCUUACAGCCAACGUGUCGGCAUGGUUGCAAUCGCACCUGGAAUAUCCAGGGAUCGAGUGGCCGCUCCUGGCCGCCGAGCAUGCGGAUCCAGACAUCAGCGCGCUGGGGUGGGCCUAUGGCUCCUUGCCGCAGACGGUUUACACGCUGGUGCAGGCCGUGCUAGGGGGACGCAGCUGGCACGAGGUCUGCACUCCCUUGUUCAAGGUUGGCUGGUUGCCUGUCAUGC